AUGGGACCUCAACUGCGCAGAUGGCUGACCCCGUACCCCGGAAAGUACCACCCAUCACAGUUUGCAACUAACCCUGCAACAGCAACAGAGCUCUUUAACAAGAGGCACUGCAGGUUGCGUUCCAAGGUUGAGCGCGCCAUCGGGAUUCUCAAGCAACGGUUUCAGAUCCUCGGCCCAAAGACAAGCAGGAUGUCUAUUGAACGAAUGGAGCUGCUUAUUCUUGCGUGCGGGCACCUCUACAAUUUCAUAGGCGUCACACCCGCAGACAUUGACGAGGCGCCGGACCUCCAGCCACCCGAUCAAGUCGAUGCAGGCGAGGAGCAUCAAGUGUCGAACGCGGCAAAGGCAUGGCGCAACAGCCUCCGCGCUGCAUGCUGGGCGCAGCGUUCGAAGUACUUGCCUCAGUGA
Molecule: messenger RNA, 408 nt
Organism: Salpingoeca rosetta
Lineage: Eukaryota; Choanoflagellata; Craspedida; Salpingoecidae
Exons: 2
Coding region: 1-408 (135 amino acids)
Source: RefSeq, a predicted model, not a curated record